Ciona intestinalis (vase tunicate) is the source of this 1109-nucleotide messenger RNA. NCBI's taxonomy places the organism in Eukaryota, Metazoa, Chordata, Ascidiacea, Phlebobranchia, Cionidae. The record is from RefSeq and is a predicted model, not a curated record.
AUAUGUGUGUUCAAGGAACAAAGAAAAAAAAUUGCCCAGCUUGUUUAAUAAUCAGGGAAAUUCAAAAGUUUCCUGAAUACAAGUUAACCACCGAUAAGCGAUCAGAGAGAGAGAAAAUUUCCAAACGAAUACGUGCUACUGGUUUGCACUCAAAAACUUUUCAAUCUGUUGUUGUUGUACAGUUUCCUGCUACCUCAGAUCACUCUGGCCAUUCGAUUGGUCAGGAUUCAGGAAUCUUACAACGAGUAGAUAAAAGAUUAAUUGCAAAAAUUGGGCAAUUGUUGGAUGAAGGAGUGCGUAACAUAAUGGAGUUUAAGCGACACCUUCAGAUUUUUGUUACAUGUGAGUUGUUUAAAAACAAAACACCACCUUUGGUAACAAAUAGAAGAUACUUUCCAACAAUAAAAGACAUUCGUAAUCACUACUAUGUUGAAUUUACAAAACGAAAACUUUCGAAAAUUGAUCAAUCAAAUGUGGCAUUGCUAAUUGAUGAUUGGAAAGCCAAUUCUCCAGAAAGUAACAUUUUCUUUCGUCCAUACAUUGCCGGUGGGAAUUCCAUGAAAAGCAAUCCUGCUAUUGAUUGUAAACAAACAAUGCUGUUUGUUUACCAAACUACCUGGCAAAAAAGACUUCUGCUGCGUUAUGGACAAGAUAUUUGUCUUCUUGAUGCAACUUACAAAACAUCAAAGUAUGCACUGCCUUUGUUCUUUUUGUGCGUCAAAACAAAUGUCAACUAUCAAGUAGUUGCAUGUUUUGUUUUGCAAAAUGAAUGUCAGGCAGACAUAACAGAAGCUCUUAAAAUGUUAAAAACUUGGGCACCUGAAUGGAAUCCUUCGUUCUUUAUGACUGACAAUUGUAAGGCGGAAAUUAAUGCCGUGGAAGAAACAUUCAAAGAGAUGGGUUUCACUUUACCGAACAGAAAAAAUGGGUGUUUUGAUUGGUACAAACAAUGGUGUUGAAAGGCAAAACAGAAUGCUGAAGGAAUGUCACAUGAAAUUCAAUGCAGACAAAUCCUUAUCUGGACUGUUAAAAGUACUUCACCAUGACUUCUUACCACAAGCAAUAAAAAAGUAUGUUUUUACAGUUUAACUAGGAAUAAAACUUGCUUU